AUGAGCGGCAUCCUAAGAGACAACGUGUUUUACCUCAAAGACCGCCACGGCCAAUACUGUGACCUGGGGGUCCUAUUUGAGACCCUGGAGGUGCAGGACACACACAUUGUAAUCACGCUGCCAAACAAGACAAACUUUAAGCUUAUGCGCAAGCCAGACACACCCGAAAGCCAUUUGCCCAUUAAUACCAAGAAGGGUCGGGUGAACCGCAUGUACGUGGAGCGUCAGGUGUUGUGUGUGCUGUACGACUGUGGAACCAAGGGCUACGUGCCAUCGAUUUCUCUGUGCGGCAACACAUCCACAAAGCCCCCCUGUACACCCAAGCACACACUGAUGCCGAAACUUUUGAAGCGUCCCGAGUACAUGCAGCGCCGGCCAAAAAAGUACGGCAACUGCACACAGGCACAACCGGUCACACCGACCUGUACCACAAAACCCGCGGUUGUGGUACUACGUGGGGGUUGGAGGGAUCCGAUUGUUCUUGAGCCUGUUGCUGCCUGCGUAGCCGCCGGCGUUCGUCGGACUGUGCCUUCGAUCGACUGUAGGGUCUAG
Sphaeroforma arctica JP610 is the source of this 552-nucleotide messenger RNA. RefSeq lists its product as hypothetical. The transcript has a single exon. Bases 1 to 552 code for a protein of 183 amino acids. The record is from RefSeq and is a predicted model, not a curated record. NCBI's taxonomy places the organism in Eukaryota, Ichthyosporea, Ichthyophonida.